This is a messenger RNA of Arachis stenosperma, 1529 nucleotides long. Its product is annotated as glycine-rich cell wall structural protein-like. The transcript has a single exon. Lineage: Eukaryota; Viridiplantae; Streptophyta; Magnoliopsida; Fabales; Fabaceae. The record is from RefSeq and is a predicted model, not a curated record. The coding region runs from base 54 to 1307 and encodes 417 amino acids.
CGAGGAUUGGAGAACAAACAUUGAAGAGUGUGUGUGUCAGUGAUCGAAGAAAAAUGGUACGAGUUGACAAAAGAGUUGCAGCAGUGUUGCUGUUGCUGUGUGUUAAUGCUUUUGUGGCCAAUGUUGUGGUUGCAAGGAAUUUGGCGAGUGUGAAUGAGGAGAAGAACUUCGGAUUUGGAAAGGGAGGUGGUUUUGGAGGAGGGUUUGGUGGUGGUGGAGGAGCUGGUGGUGGUUUUGGGGGUGGCUUUGGAGGUGGUGCAGGCGGUGGGGCUGGAGGUGGAGGAGGCUUUGGUGGUGGUGCAGGUGGCGGUGGGGGACAUGGACUUGGAGGAGGUGUUGGUGGUGGGUUUGGUAAAGGAGGAGGGAUCGGUGGUGGAAUAGGUAAGGGUGGAGGAUUUGGUGGAGGCGGUGGUGCUGGUGGUGGUGCUGGCGGUGGUGGAGGGCUUGGUGGAGGACAUGGCAUUGGUGGCGGUGCCGGUGGUGGAUUUGGGAAGGGUGGAGGUCUUGGUGGCGGACAUGGUGGUGGUGCUGGCGGUGGUGGAGGGCUUGGUGGAGGACAUGGCAUUGGUGGUGGUGCCGGUGGAGGGUUUGGUGGUGGACACGGUGGUGGACUUGGUGGUGGACACGGUGGAGGACUUGGUGGUGGACAUGGUGGUGGACUUGGUGGUGGUGGCGGCUUUGGAAAAGGUGGUGGUCUUGGUGGAGGACAUGGGUUCGGUGGCGGUGCCGGUGGCGGAUUUGGAAAGGGUGGAGGUCUUGGUGGUGGACACGGUGGUGGAUUUGGUGGUGGUGCCGGUGGUGGUUUCGGAAAAGGUGGAGGACUUGGCGGUGGUGUUGGUGGAGGACAUGGAAUUGGUGGUGGUGCCGGUGGUGGGUUUGGAAAGGGUGGUGGACUUGGAGGUGGAAUUGGCAAAGGGGGAGGAUUAGGUGGUGGUGCUGGUGGCGGCUUUGGAAAAGGUGGUGGUUUAGGUGGUGGUGUUGGUGGUGGAUUUGGAAAGGGUGGUGGCCUUGGAGGAGGAAUUGGCAAAGGUGGUGGUUUUGGUGGCGGUGUUGGAGGAGGCUCAGGUGGCGGCAUUGGUGGAGGAUUUGGUAAAGGUGGAGGUUUCGGUGGUGGUAUUGGAGGGGGAUCUGGUGGUGGCUUCGGAGGAGGUGGAGGUGGAGGUGGAGGUGGAGGUGGAGGUGUAGGUGGUGGAUUUGGUGGAGGAGCAGGAGGCGGGUUUGGUGGAGGAGCUGGUGGGGGAGCUGGUGGCGGAUUUGGCGGCGGUGGCGGAGCUGGUGGAGGUGGUGGCAUUGGAUUUCACCACUGAGUGCUUUUUACGUUGCAUGCAAUGCAUGAAACUUUAUUAUAUCAUCAUAUAUACUAUUUUAAUUAAUUUGUUGCACUUGCAAUAUAAUUCUGAAUUGGUUUUUGUCAAAAGUUUAUGCAUGAGAAAAAUAUUUACGCUCUAAUAAUAUUUUGUUAUAAUAUUCAUUGAUGUACUUCUCCUUGCCGAUAUUAAAGUUUAAUGAAAGAAUAGACAUUUUCUUCC